AUGGCGGCGGCACCGGCGCUCGGUGACGACCUCUUUCAGCGCGGCUACCUCGAGGUGCAUCGGGUUGAACAGAAGCAGCUCGAGGCUACAACAUGGCGACUACGCGCUGCAGCGUACGCGAAUGCGCCUCUCCCUUCGUUCCAGGAUCAGCUCAACGAUCUGGAGGCAACCAAGUCGAAGAACCACGCCGCGUCUGAUCUGCUCAAGACCUUGAACAGCGUUCGGUUGCCUCGCGACUUCAUACGCAACCUCGAAGACAAGAUCGACGAGCUUGAGAAGGGGCAAGGCGAGAGGCUGAGAGACAUGGAGCGGACGUGCGUUCAGCUACUCGGCUUCCUCAACAAGUACGUCAAGGUAUGGCGUCAGGCACAACUCCAUAAUUUCGCCAACAUCAGCACCGCCUUUGGUGCGGCGGCUGCCUCCGGUGUGUCCAUGCUUGAACCAAAUGAGGAAUAUUCGCUAUCAGAACUUCGAAAGACCAUGGAUGAUAGCAACGGCAAUUCAUGGACGCUGGCAAAAGUUCACGCCCGCGUCCGUCGCUUGAAUGAUGAGCUUCAAGAGCAGAAGAGGCUGGCCGGCCGAGUGAAAGACCACGAGGAUGCUGUCCAGCAGCAUCUCGAUCAGAUUCACAACCUGAUGGCACGCGAAGCGGAGCUGAAUGUAGAAGUGGCUGAGCAAGCCAAAUCAAUCGGCAAAUUGGAGGCUCAUGUGACGGAGCUGGAGACAACCGUCAGUGGCUCAAUCCCUUUUGAUGAGCAUCAGGCUGAAAUCGAGCGUUGUCGAGAGGAAUACUCGCAAACCCGUGAGAAUACGGAUGACAAGAAGAAAAUCGAAGAGCUGGAAGACAAGAUUCUCUUGCUGGAAUCUGUCACUAUUCCUGGGCUUGAGAAUCAAGCCAGGAGGCUACAAUCCCUGCUGGAUACGGAGAGAGAGUCGCACAAGAAGCAAGACAUAGAAAUACGGGCCACUGCCAAACGCUACGGCCAGGACGUAAGACUCGAAGCCGACGACACCGUGGUUAAAGUCAUGCGACGAUUGUUCUCUGCGUACAAUGUCGGGCCAAAUCCUAACCUCGUGGGAUCUGCGAAGCGAAUCCUGACACUGCGCCCACAUCCUCCAGGUACCCAAGGCCUCUUCAAGGUCCGAAACAAGAGCGCUCUGGAUUGGGUCUUGACCACGCGAAACCAGAGUGUCAUCGAUUUCCAGUCCAACAUCAUGGAGCGACUGUACAUUGCCGCUUGCGGUGCAUCGAAUGGCGUUCCGAUUCUCCAGGUCCUGGAGAUCAUAUCGUUCCAGCAGACAACCCAAACUAAGGCUCAAUUGGCCAGCGACUGGCAACUCUACCUGAUCAACACGCUCUGGGUCCUCCUUUAUGAUCGCACGUACGAUGAGGGCGACCGAGAAGCACAGCAGCUCGCGGCCUUGCGCGUCGUCGAAUUCAUCAUAAAGCUCGAAGUCGCUAUUGCGGAACCGAUCUUUCGCACGUACUGCCAGAACAUUCUGGACAGCUUCGGCCCCUCAUCAAAGACGCCCGCGACUGCAGCAUUGGCUCGAUGGGUUGACGUUACAGUCAACCAUGGCGAAGGAGAAAGUCUUGUUCUCCACCAAUACUUCACUUCAAGUGAGACAAACGCCGAAACACCGGAUCGAAUGAGUAUCGUUCCCUCUGGAACAUCUCACUGCACCAUGUUGUGCGCGUAUGAGUGUUGCACUGUCAUCGACAACCAAGACAACACAGUAACGGUGUACUCUUGGGAUCAGGUGCGCUGGACCCCAAGUGGUCUGCACAGCAGGCUGGAGACCCUCGAGUUCCAGGGAGACCGGCAUCGCCGCCAGGGCGAUAAGAUCAUACCUUUCCAUCAAAAAGUUCUUCGUCAUGAGGGACGAGAGGAGAUUCAUCGCGUGCUUGAGCGGUUCGCACCGGGCGCCAUCACAAUAGCAUGUAACGAAGCUGUUACACAGUUGCUUUGA
Cercospora beticola is the source of this 1971-nucleotide messenger RNA. RefSeq lists its product as uncharacterized. NCBI's taxonomy places the organism in Eukaryota, Fungi, Ascomycota, Dothideomycetes, Mycosphaerellales, Mycosphaerellaceae. The record is from RefSeq and is a predicted model, not a curated record.